GAGGUAUAGGACUACUUCCAGGCUCCCAGCAUGAUAUAUCGUCAUCGUUUUUGAUUUUGUGAUCUCCUUUUCCCAUGUCGGCCCCCACUCGCAGUCCACUGACUAUUGUUCAGACCGUCGUCGAGUUGUACUAGAAGUAGAUGAGGACAGCACUGAUCAAAUUUCGAAUUCGGUAUUGAUAUUGAAUUGCAUAGCUUACUGCUUGGCAUACGAUUAGGAGUAGGUGUACAGAUGGUUCGUGAUUAAGUUCUUGGUUCAUUUUCAUUAUAUUACGAACAGAAGGACUACGACAGCGACAUGCGACAGGCACACAAAAGUACCACAAAGGAAGAAUGCUCGGAGCGCUAUAGUCCAAGUCGUGUUGUUUCUUUUUGCACUGAUAUGCCGAUUUCUGCGCGAGGAGUAAGUGGAGUCAACUUGAGGGUCCUGCCAAAGGCGCGCCGACUUCGCCACACCACAUUGCAGCUGCAAUAGAAGCGGACCUCCUAGUUUUUUAGUGCGAGUGGCACCGUGCUUCGGGUGCACCAGGACCAGCGCGUAAAUACGCUCUACCUCUAGCACACGUCGCCUACCGAUUCCGGCAAGCAUCAGGACAGUCUUGCUGUAGCGAUCGAAGAGUGCCUUCGCCUUUUUUGGCGCUCCGACACAGGAAGAGGAUGAGCAUGAGUUCUUCUACUUGCUAAGCCUCUGCCUGCACCUUCAGGCGCUGUGUACAGCUUUAGCACUUGACGCUCACGCUCGUCGUGCUGUUCGGAAAGAUCCGCCGGGAGCGCCAGGAUGGUCGCACCGGCGAAAAUACCUGGCACGGGCGGUGUGCCCGCACCGCCGGCUGACCUUGCGCCAUGCGGACACUCAAUAGAAGACCAAAUCCGCCUGCACUACUUCACGCCGGCGCCAACGGCUUACAAUCCAAGCGUAAUCUCUUCUUGUGUUAUUAGGUGAAUAAUAGAUCUGUAAUUUUCUUCAUCCUUCGAGCACUGACUUUCCUGCUCAGUGACUUUUCCUUCUCGCGGACUCCUUAGACCUCUCGGAAAUAGUACAACGAAGAGUAUCAAUCAACAACUAGGUCCCAUCGAAGAGGCGGCAACUCGACAACGGGCUGAUAAAGGAGGGCUUACAUGCCAGUCCGGCAAAAGAUGAGGGUCCAGGCCCAGGGCAAUAUUCGGCAUUUAUUUACGAAGCUGGGGACAUACCGCUUCCGCAGGGUGGAAGGAUAUACCUCAAAGACAAAGAGAAGGUACUCUUGAUCCUUUCAGCAUUCAUAAGUACUCAGUUACCAAGCAGUAGAGAGGUAGGGAACUCUGUUUCUUUUCGCCGAGUUGUAAGUUCAUUUUUGCGAAAUAUAUAUCAUCCACUGAUGAAUAUUUUUCCGCAUUUCAUCCAACAUCGCGACUUAAUUCGAAGUAAAUUCCUUUAUGAUCAGCACAACUACAGGUCCUACAAUCCAAGGGCGUGAUAGGGCCUAAGCUAGCGGCUCGAAUGUUGAAGGAGUAUGCAGGCUCGAAGUUUCCGGAUCCGGGUACCUAUUUCCCGGAAGUGAAAGGCGUUCGACCAAAUUACAUCAAGCUCACAAAAUUCGGGAAGAACCCAAGGUUUCCGCGCUCAUUUCGCAAGGAGGAGGGUCCUGGAGUUGGGCGAUACGACGUCAUGGAAAGUCUAGAAUUUUUAGACCCAUUUCUGCCAGACGGGGGGAAAGGAGUGUUAAAUCAGGUAUCCAUACGUGAACUGAUUUGUCCUUUGAUGUGUCCUACUUUGUUUUAACGGUAUUUUUAGAUUAAGUACUAAAAAGAUUGAAGAUUGAUUUUGAUGCAAAAGCAAAUGUUCGAUAAUCGAUCCGAACAACAUAAUUUAUUAGGAGCUUUACCACUAGUGCAUUGGCGCGACCGGCAUCCUUGAUCAUAAAAAUGAAACAAAAACUUCAGCCAAAACUUCCAACGUACUUUGACGAGGCGAGCCAAGUGACGCAAGACGUUCCCGGACCUGGCGCUUACAGUCCGAAGAUGCUUCCAGGUAUUAUUUGCCUUUUGGUUAUGACCAACUGCAACUGCUGGCUUUUAUCUAUCCUCCGCAUCAGAACCAGAAGAUGAAGUAGAUACAAGUAUUCUUAGUAUCAUGUAUAUCUAUAACUAUAUGCAUAAUUAUAUGCAUAAUUAUGUCCUCGAAAAGUUUUUACAUCCAGAUCAAGAAAAUCUCAGCCCGGAAAGACUUCUCGCAAGAAAUGGUACAUCAUACGACUGAGACGAUGGAGGAAUCGAAAGCGCUUGUGAAGAAGAACACUUCUGUCGAAGCGCCUGGGCCAGGUCGUUAUUCGUUACCCGAAUUGCCACCAUUGCACGACGCGCCGAAGAUAACCGGUCGGGCACUGCCUCACUCCAUGCCGCGGCCGUUCGCCUACAAUUCACAGCCUGACAUGACGCGGAAAUUUCAGCCUGUGAGAAACCAGAAUAGCGGAGACCUUAUUUUUGGCAGAAAUUUCAAAGGAGGUAAUUCAUUUUUUUUUCCCUCUUGUACUAUCCACUUUGUUUCGAUCAUGAUUUGGCUUUCUCUGAUGAAAAAUAGAAGGCAAAAAAUGCGUAAGUAGGUACUGCAGUAUGAAUUAGCAUGUGCCUACUACAAAAGCGAUCGAUUCGAGUACCUGCAGCUCGUCGUCCACUCAUUCCAGGUCAGCAGAUGAUCAGAAACUAUCCUGGUGCAUCCACAGUGGGUGCAGGCGCAACCAGUUCCACGGUGCUGGCUCAUGAGUCUACUUCGUCAACGCUCUCACAGAUGAGGCCGCCAGGCGGUCAAGCAUCGACCUACACCCAACGACAGCACGAAAUCGCCCGGCAGAAGCGGCAGAAAGAGAUGGAAGCCGAGCAGAUCGUGUUAGACGAAUUUAGGAUAGCGAAGAAGGAUAAGGAACUAUCAGAAAAACCAGGACAGUCGAAGUGGGUAGAAGGAGGAUGCGAGGUGUUUGAGGUAGAGCCGCUCUUUGACAACAACGGGAAUGCCAUAGCAAAAUCACCAGGGCGAGCAGCCGGCAGUCCACCACCAGAUGGAAGUCCCAAGGUACAAAAAUAGACGAGCAGUUUCUGAUCACGGAGGAGUUGAUAUCAUUUAUUUUUCUUUGCGGUUCCUUCGUGCUACAGCCACUGCUCCACUGGUGAUCAUGACUUUUUGAUUUACUUAGUACAGGAAGCUCGUAAUUUCUCGCACUGUUCUCUCCGCUUCAAAACGGAUUGUCUUUUGCCAUCCAUUUCCAAUUCCAUCGUCGUUUUCCUGCUGAUAAUUCCUUCAUUGAUUUUUUUGACUAUUGUAAAUUUCUCUUCUUCGGUUCAAGCGUAAUUUAGGUAAAUAGAAUGUUGGCGACGAGAGAUGUGUUCCACCAAUUCGUUGCGACGGGUUUACCUUUCGUUCAAGUAAACAGGGAACGACUCACUGGGUCACACGAGUGACGAGAUGAAUGUGAAUGCAAAUCGACUCGUUGAUGUUCUCCCAUCGCCUCGUCGAUGGUUUUCUAACAGCUACAACUCAAUCUUGACAAAUCCUCAUGUGCGAGACUUUCUUCUCAGUUCGCGGUAGCUGGAGCUCCGCAAGACAAGUUUCUGUGUAAUAAAGUUCGUAUGCAGCUGAGACCUCACUCAGCUGAUAACUCGAUUGAACAACGACAGCAUCGGUGUUCUCAGUUGCCUCAGAUCAUAACUAAAUGAGUCCACAAUCUCAAGCAGGAAGCUGAGAAUUUCAAUGGUAGCGGAGAGUGGUUGCGAUAACCGCCGGUAAGUGGAUCAGAGGCAACUGAGCAAUAAUUAAGUCGAGUAAAGUCAGGAUGAACAAAUAUGGGCCAGAAGACGGACUGUCCCGCGAACACUACAAUCAUUUACGACGACGCGGCCGAGCCGAGUUCUUCAAGGGCGUACAAGGAGACUUGAAGAAGAAAGGCAGCGUGCUGAUUGUAGAGGAAGACCAGAAGCUCCUGAGUUACGAGCAGAUUGAAAGUCUUGACGCCAAACGACGUAAGAAGUACUUCAAGAGUCCUGAGCUCUUUAUGCACAACCUAGUAAGAAUUGGUGGCAGGAAGCGCACGCCUGAGGCAGAACGACUACAGGCUAUUCGAGUGGUUGCGCCAGACAUUGAGAAAGCACUUGGCAAUGCAGGACACUACUCGUCGACUGACGGAAGUCACAAUACAAUCAUCGAAUUGCGUAACACUUCACAUCCGUCCUCUUCCUCAAACGUUACAGCAAUCCAAUCCGCACAAGAAGCGACAACAUGUCACUACAAUGGAAACUAUAGUAGAGGCGGAGGAGAAGGAAGAAGAGGAGACGGAGGACGAGCACAGCUCGUCAACAAGUAGUGUAAGAUCACUAGGAGAAAGCACUGGAGACGUGUGCCUGUCACGUCUGUCGGAGGAGUCAGGCUCGGAAUUAGAAGAAGUUCAACAUCCAGUCGAUCGUCAAGAGAGUUUAAUCCAAGCAAGAAAGGAAGGAUGGACGGAUCUUGGAGAAGCAGAUACUGCCAGUGAACUACAGGAAGAGGGAGAGCAGAAGAGGAAACAGUUCAACAAAGGACUCGCUGCUUUUGAGUUCCCAGAACAAGCACUAGUAGAAAGGAGAAUAAAAAGUUGGAAGCAGAGUCUAAAGGGAAAAGAAGACCCACUACUACUUCCUCUGCCCAAGCAGAUUAUGAUCUACGACUAUGCAGGAAUUGUUGUGGCUCUUGGAAAAGGUGAUGAGGUUUUGCCUUGGUCUAGAUUCUCGCAGAUCUUACAGCAGUACAACGGUGGCGACGGAGUAGGCAGAGCGGUUUUCUCGUUUCCGACGUGGGAAUUAAACUGUAUUAGAAGUGGGAAUGGUCCACCCUCCAAGUUAGAGCGACUAGCUGUACUUAACGCGGAUGCUCGACUGGAACGCCUUGUGCAGCUACUCUCUACAACGAAAGGUCACGAUCUGUUCUGGGACGGAGGGCGAGUGCUGGUAGAAGCGGUACUAAAGAAUCUAUCCGACCGGCAAAGGUUCUUGAAGGCUGAAAAGAAGAACAACGAAUGGGGUAACAGGAAUGGGAGGGUCCAUCAACGUAAUGCCGUCAUCGAUCAUCUCUUGCUCUAUUGAGCUACUCAGGGUUGCAUGUACUCAGCCGAAUUUUGAAUGCCCAUGCCUUAGCCCAAACCCAAGAAGUGCUCAGUGUGAAGUAACAAUAUUUACCAACUGAAAGAGACAAGAAGUCUGAAAGAGACAAGAAGUAACCGUUUCUUGGUCGUACCCAACACCUAGCGUAGGCAUUAGUUUAAGAGGCAGGAAACCCCCUCAGGAGAAACCUUUUUCAUGUUUUGUAACGUGAACAAACAGACUACCAGACUCCUACAGCUAGAACUGUAGCGCAGAACACGAAGUGGUGGACAGACUAAUUUAGUCCACCAGUGCGAACAGAGUCUUCGUCUAGUGUCGUUGCUAAAGUUCGGCACGGUGUUGAAAUUCCGAAUUUAUAAAGCUCUCUUCUUUGUGACGCAAUAACACGACCAAAGGUCUCAGCGUCACCAUCUAGAUGUCCGUGCGACACCAUAAGACGAAUUUGAAAGAAUUAGGAAUGAAAACCAGGAGUUGACAUCUCAUGGUCAUCACUGGCACAUAGCAAGAGUCUCUAUUUGGACUAAAGUAGGAGUACCACUCUGUUCCGUCCAGUCCAAACACAGCUGAAGAAUUCCUCUGAGGUGAAGGUUCCUGCUGGACGUUGAGCAUUGUUGAUUCAUCAUCAGACAUUCCCGCGCCGCGAGAGCGUGGAGACGGUAAAGUAGGACGCGUGCCUGUGCGUCACAUCUCUGGAAGACUUGAACGUAUAGUAGUCAUAAAUUAAGAUUAAGUGUGAAACUGGCUGAGUAGUGUGAUAGUGCUGAGCAUUCGACAUCAAAGGAAAUGGAAGUCUGUCUUGAUCAGUUUAGAUAACUCACCCCGCUAAUAACUGUGUUGUACGACAUAACUUUUGACAACGAAUAAGUAAUACCCCGACACAAUAUUGACGACUUCUUUGCAGCGAUAGUAAUACUGCAGCAUGUCCGGCUUCAAUAAUCGUGGCCGGUGGGAUCAACCCCGAUCCCGCAAUCGUGGAUGGAGAAACAAUAAUAGUCGUGGUAUGAACAACUCCGGAUACUACGCCACUACAACUGCUGGGACGAACAACGGCGGUGAACAGCGACGACAGACUCCAGACCAGGUAGUCGACCAGAGCGAAGGCCAUCUUUCAAACCAACAUCAAGGUGGAGACAGCACAACAAACAUCGACGCUGGACCUGGUAACACUUCGACGUCUGCUCCUAAUAACUUCACAGAGCAAGUCAACCGCGCGAAAGGUGCAGUGAUUGGCGAGAUUAAGCGUGUGGAGGAGAAGGCCAGCGAUGCCCUGGAGCGGACUGCGAUGACAGCAACGGAACUACGGGAGUUCAUCACAAAUAACGAAGCAGUUGUUCUUCAGCUACAACACAACCUGGAGGCCCAAACUAGCAAGCUAGAGGUCACUCGCGAUGCUGUCGACAACGCUUAUCAUCGCAUAGAGUCUGAGUUACGGAAACAGGGGAUUCAUGAUCAGCAGCUAGAGGGUAAGCUUGAUGAGCAGUGGAACAACAUGGAUUACCUUCGCAACUCGAUGGCUGGACUGCAAGAAAUGCUUCAACAAUUUGCAAAUGAGCUACUACAGAUGAAGAACGACAGGGAACCCGUGAUGAAUCAGGCCGAACAAUUUGAGCUGGAAAGGAGAGUGGCUGCAGAAGUGUCUCACUCAAAAGGCUUGAUGGAGGACUUCGCCGCUCGAUUUGCGUUCUUGGAGAAAGAAGUGACAAGACUACAGGACAGGAUUACGGCACGGAGUCAAAAUGCGUCAGCCAGUCUCCAUACCCCUCUUGAUACUCAUGACGUAGAUGAACUUGAAAGGCAAUGGGACGAGUCAACUCGAGGAGACAAGCCGAUUACUGGACGUGGUGCAGGUCUUACCAGUCCGAAGCUGCGUGAAUGGCAGACUAAUGCUAAUGCCUUCAGGGCAGAGCAACGGCAGAGACAAAUGAGAUUUCAUCAUCACUUCCGAGCACCAACUCGCUUUGGGCGUCUUCAUGGCAACAACAUUCCUCGCAGUCGAUGUAAUUCUGACGGUGCAUGGGAGUGGUCUAAUAUAGCCAAAGGAGAAUACUACAAUAGUGAGGGUUGGUCAGACUCCAAUGCACCGGGAGCGGGUGCCAGCGAGUAUGGUUACCGAAGCAGGGAAUACCAGCCAAGAUCGGCAAUUCCUCCGAGGCGCGGAAGAAGUGCGCAGUACUACGUGUUGACUGGCGAUGAGGAGCCCCCACGUAGUGCAACUGGUACCACAACUACAUACCAAGCUGAUACUGGGAACACUACUGGCACUGAUCACUCCGUUCCGCAUCCGGAAAGGUUAGUCAAUAACCCAUCUGCAGUUCCUGUUGCCCAACCACGUGGCACAAGGGGUAAUCAGAGGCGCCGGAAAAUUAGUAGAUCACCAACGAAGCAUGUCACUGCUGCCACAAAUAACCGCACUGGACAAGCGGAGGGUGAUCGAUCCGGGGAUGGUCGUGGUGCAACUGGUGAGAAUAGACAAACAGAAGGUCAUGGAACUCGGCCAGAAGGUCAAGGGGGUGGUGGCGCCGGCCGUGAUGGGCAUCGUCUUCGGACGGAUGGUCGAGGCGCGGACGAUAACGACGAUGACGACGAUGACGAUCGGAAAAAGAAGAAGAAAGAUAAUGGUGAACACAGUGGUGGAAACGCCGCUGAUGGACGGAAGAAGCGUAAGAAGAAGAAGAAUAAGAAGAGUAAGAAGGCUAAGAAGCAUCUUCGUAGGAAGUCGAGAGCUCGUGGAUUUGGUGGUGAGGGUCCUUCGUCCUCCAACUCAUCUUCUUCAUCAUCUUCGAGUGACCAAUCUAGUUCGGACAGUAUCGAAGGUAACCGAGGGAGUCACCGUGCCAGUCGGAGCAACAAACCGGAUCAACCAUCGUCAUCACCAUCUUCCUCAUCAACAUCCUCAAGCUCCAACUCGAGCUCAUCUUCCCCAUCUCUUUCGAGCGACAAGUCAUCUUCGGACAGCCAAGAACGGCGUGGGAGGUCGAAGAAGAAGACGAAGAAGGGAGGAAGAGGAAAGUCGAUCAAAAAGGAGACGAAGCGGCGUUAUUUCGAGAUGGAGGAAAUGUCUAUUGGCUGGGAGACUGACAUGCGCCAGGGAGGAAUGCGCGCAAACCACAGCGAGGGACAGCUACCCUAUGCUGUAGUUGAUUCUGAUGAAGAGUAUCAGCCAGAUCUCUACUCCAACAAGAGGAACAUUGGGGGUGGUGCAUACAAGUCCAGCAAGAAGCAGAAGAAGAACAUGAGCGGGAUUAUAAAAAUAGGCAAGCAUGGUGGGACCAUCACCCAACUUGAGCCUUUCCGAAUUCCUCUUCAGUCUGAAAUCGAGAGACAGGGAUAUCGCGUGCGCGGUAACCAUUUCGGUCGUCUUGAUCCAAAGAAUCUAGUAGGCUUGAGGAAGUACAACGAGGAGCGGUCCCUGUUCACGUGGAAGGCACACCUCGAGUCCAAAACGAUGAUGGCAAUGUCCAAGCCAGGUGUACUAUCAAGGGAGCAUGAGCACACUUUGGCGAAAGACUACUGGAUGGAACAAUGUCACAACGCAGAGGAGCGCCUAACAAUCUACGCUCUGAACCACAUCGAUGAUUCAGACCCAUCUACGUGGCUUAUCGAGAACUACCUUCAAUCACUACUUGAGCUUGAGCCAGAGAAGGCAAACCGAACCGCCGAAUAUAUUAAGGAGUGGUCGGUCUCUGGCGGCGGGUGGAAGAAACCAGGCGCUAACCUCUACAGGGAAGUAGUGAAGUUCGCCAACGCAGCAAAGAGCGUCGGUUUUAGUACUGAAACGAAGUACAUGUACAAGCGCGUGAAGAAGUUGGAUAAGGAUGGCAAGACGUACGUCAAGAAAAAGGAAGCCCAGCCAAACUAUCCUCUUCUUGUCUUACAUGAACUCUUCGAACGUGUCAAUGUGUCCGAGGCCAUGAAGGAGGACGUUUUGAAGUCGUCUGGAAAGCCGUUUAUCACCUUCAAAGACGUUAGAGCUUAUGCUGUUCGUCGCCAGAACAUCAAGACGGCGAAUGCACUGCUAGACAUUCGUGAUAAGCGCUUGCUUCGAAUUCACCAAUCGGAACUAGGACCGAACUCAGGGGUGUGUAGUGGUGCCGAUGGGGAUACGGAACUGGACAUCAACUCUGCAGCGUUCGACAAGUUCAAGGACAGACUGAAGCCCGCUCGCGGCAAAGAGGUCUGCUUCCACUGCGCCGAAGUCGGUCAUCUGGCCAAGGACUGCCCGGAGCGCAAGGCAGGCAAACCAGCUCGGUGCUGGGUCUGCAAGGAGGCUGGGCACAUCAAGAAGAACUGUCCUCUGCGACCUUCUGUGAACGUGCUGGCAGUGGCAAUCAGAAAACUGCGUCAAGCGCAAGGUCGUGUGCGUGGGAAAUUCGCUGGCGGGGGAGCUAGGCGUCCACGAUUCUACGGAUCAAACGUGAAGGCAAUGCUGACGAUAUACGACGCCGGUGGCUACGAAGUGCAGCAGCUCGGAGUAGAUGUUGACGACUUUGAGCCAGCAAACGUCUUCACUGGUGGCAUCUCCGAAAAGGAAACUCUACAUCUUAUUCCCGAAGAGAUGAAUGAGGACGAUGAUGAAGAUGACACCAAUGAGAAUCUUCACUGCUCGGAGGUCGGUCUAAACGGGACUCCCACCAAUCAGCCAGAAGCACAAUCUCUGUACGCGGGCGCGAUGCCAUUUACGCCGUCAUACGUAAAUGCCCCCACCAACAACAACGGUGCGUCUUCGUCGUCUUCUGCUGCAGGAGGUAGCAACAACAACAAGAACAAGAACCCUUUUUAGAGGCCCUUACUGGGUCCGCGAGUAAGGGCCCGGCGUUGAAGCGGACAACCGCCAUGCAAGUUUUCCGCAUGGAGGUGAGGAAGGGAGUGCAGAAGAUAGUAGCUCUAGCAGCACAGCAUGAUGCACUUGUGGUGAAGAAGUGGCUGGUGGAUACAGGUUUCAACGCGUACACGUUUCUUGGUGCGCUUGAGAUGAGAAGAUACCAGCAACGUUGCAGCAUAUUUGGUAUUAGUUUGAAUUUGAAGACCGUGACCUUCUCCGCGAAGACAGCAGGAGGGACAGCAAAAAUCUUGGGAAUCAUCCCCAUCAUCUUCUUUGUUCCGAUCGGAUGUCCUGUGAUCGCAGGCGCGGUAGAAGGCGUAGUGAUUGAUGACAGUACAUGGGAAAAGGAGGCCAGCAAGCUAAUCGGACUGGCUCUCCAAAUCGAUCUCAAGAUUGACAUCGUGAACUCACAAGGGAAGUUGAGAUGUGGAACGCACGUUGCGAAUCAAGUCAAGAAUCAGUACUACUUCGACCUAUGGGAUCGUCUGAACGAAAAAUUUCUGUCUGGGGUUGGUCGAAUGAUGAAGGAGGGAAGAUCGUUAACCGCGGCUGUUCGCGAGGUAGCUCUUGUUCUAGACCGUCAGCAGCGUGGGAUAAGCAGGGAAUUAACCCCGGAAUCACCUAGUCGGACAGCGCGACCAGGUGAUAACAUUUUUCAAGUCACCACUUCCUCGAGUACGAUAGGCAGCAUUUUAGAGGAAGACAUCGGUGCCGACUGGAAGGAACGAAAUUGGCACGCUUACAUCAAGUUGUACAUCGGAGCUAAGGAGAUCUCAGUGUCGUCAAGAGAAGACGACAAAGCCAAAGCACGAGUAGUUCGGGAUCUGGACAAUAUUUACCUGCGAUACAACAUUAACAACGAGUUUAGCAAUUUUAUGAAGCGCAAACGGCUUCCCGAGCUUCUGCCUCUAGAUGGCGAAGACCAUAUCAACAUCAUCGAGAUUUACUAUUUUGAAGAAGAAGCACCACAAGCAAUGCCCAUCGCGAAUUCUGACCUUAUCGGAAUACCGAUCAUCGUACACAAGAAGGAGGGCGAAGUGGUACGAAAAUUUCUCCGAGCAACAGAGACCCCAACGAGUCUCCAGACUAGGAGGCUUGUCUCUGCCGAUACGGGGCGGCAGGUGCCACUGAUCAUGCGUGGAAGAGCAGUGAGAUUUACGGUUCCUCAGAUUCUAGAGGACGCGGCGACCACGGGCCUUACCGGCUUGAGCAAGAAAGUGCAAAUUAGUAUCGCUGGGAAUCCAGAGUUUGCACACUUUUCGAAAAAGAUUGUUGACUAUCUUGCCGCCAACAAGACCGUAGUGGCGGUGAUAAGUGGAGUUGGACAUGGCGCUGCGGUCGCGUGUGCUGAGCUCAUCGGAGACGAGAUGAAGCUGAGAGAACACCGCUUGCCGGUGCACUUCUCACUGACCUCGAGUCUAGCCGCCAAUGGUGAACGAGUAACCUCGAGCGGCCGUAUCAGCAAAACAGGAGCUGGGCUAGUUUCGGAAGCACAAGAUUACUUCGACGGCAAGAGCUGGAGUAUUCCAUCCGAUCCGAGAAGGAGUAUGUCAGCCAGACAGCGGGAGCUGUUCAAUCAGCUCGCGGCUUUUUCGAAAAGACAGUACGGAAGAACUCCGAGGAAACUUCUCUCCGAUUAUGUUCGUAAACAUUUCAAGGGAGUUGAUCCUGCAGACACGAAAAAGGCAAUUGACGGCGUUGUAAGGCGAUCCCUGACGGCGUAUCGCUACACGGCGUGGCCCAUCCACAAGUCCAUUGGGUGCUGGAAUGCCGUCGACGUCGCCGCUGUAUCCAUGUUGGACACGACCUUCGCCAGUGCGAACCUGAUGAUCUCUCCCGGAGCGAUUGUGCAGAUUGUCAGGAAGGUAUCAAACGAUGCCUGGGGUGCGUACGUCGGUGACAAGAUGGCGAAGCUGAAGUACGACGGCAAGAUUGGCGAUGCCGAUGCAGUUGACGAUGACGAAUACACCAAGGAUCGAGAAUCCGGAGAGAUUCAAAAGCGCCUGGAGAAGAUGGAAAAGGAGCGCGCUGAAGCAGAGGAGAAUAGUAGUGGUAGCGGCACAGCACUCCAAGGACAACCAACAAAGAAGUCAGUACUCAUCUUUGUGGCAAAUCACCUCGACGUAAUCGGGAGAAUCCUAGUUAUGGAUCCGGGUCGCGAGAAUGUUUCUAUGGACUUGGUGCUCCUAUUACUCGGCGCAGGACUGCGUGUGAUGAUAGUGUCGGUGAACUCCGCCAGAGCUCUCUCCGAGUGCGAAGUUGCAAACCUACAUCUAAAGACGGAGCUGACUGUAAUGCAGAGGCAUCCACUGCUACGCCAUCUGCCACUAUCUGUCUUGGUGCCUUUGGCUUGUUGGGGAAGAAGGGAGAGGAACCAGUGGCGUUCCUUCCUCGAGAACGGAGAACAGUGGAGAGUGCAACCGAAGUACAGCAACCCAACAACUGAUGCUCUCCAGUGGUGGGACAUAGAAGCUGCGAAGAACAGUUUAAAUCUUCGUGCGGAGCAUCGCGAGGCCAUGCAGAUGUGCCGAAGUGCUGCGAUGCUUGAGCCGGAUCGUCAUGCAGGUCUCAAGGACAUUCGGCAGAGAGCAACAGCGGAGACCAGAGGCUUACAGCCAGGAUACGGCGAUCUUGUUGAAUGGAAGGACAAGGAUGGACGUCUACGAGCUGCUACGUUCCAGGGAUACACGGAGAACGGACAGAAGGCCAUCCUUAAGCCGACUGGCGGUACUACCAAUCGACAACUCGUUCGACGAGCUCUUGUUUUUCCUGUUGUUGACUCCGAAAGGCUUGUGUGUAUGCCGCUGACCACGGAGAUAACAACUGCUGACCUACCUCACUUAGAUCAGCUCUGUGCGGAUGCAAGAGAAGGGCGUUUGGUGCAACGAGUGCACGGAAAGAAAAGUAGUGCGAGCAGCAAACUGGCCACAUGCAUCGACUGUCAAGAAACGAGAUACGUUUGUCCCGAGUUUCCCGGAAGGAACACAAGAUGUGUGCAUCUUAAGCCAAGUGUCAUUUGUGGCGACUACUCCGACGAUGCUCUAUCACUCGGGGGCACGUGGAUUAGUGAAAAGAGGCUCGGGAACGAGUUCGCCGAGCUGCCGAUGUACAAGAACGUCGAUCCAAAUGAUGGCGAGGUAGUUGGUGAUGAGAACUUAGCUGGCGGUGAUGGAGAUGAAGAGGAGAUGAUCGAAGAAGAUCCCACAGAGGACGACUCGCCACUUGGAGUUACGUUCGGUGGAGAGGAGGUCACUGAGUUCCCAACUGAUUUCGCUGACGAAAGUGAAGGCAGCGAGGAAGGAGCAGCAGUCGACGAGGAGGACGAAAUCGAGAACGAAGAACUGCAGGUAGGGACCAAUCGUGACAGCAUAUCAGCGAACAGUGUCGAGAGCUCGAGACCAUCCAUUCUGAAGAGAAAUGGAGUCACCGGUAGCAAGGAAGAAGAACUAAGUGGACAAGGAAAUGAUAGUGGGACGAAAGAAGAGGCUGAUCAAGGUUCGAAGCCAUCCUUCUCCAGCUCGUCUGGUGCCUCUGUUGGUCGUCGGAGACGAAAAGUCCAUUUCCGAUUGCCUGCUACUGUGCCUGCAGCUCGCAGUAAGAAGAAAGGAAAGGCGGAUAAGAGGAGAGGCAUGAUUAAGCUGGACGGCAAGUGGUACAAGAUGAACUCUCUCGAGAAACACUGGAAACAGCUUGGAAUCAACAUCGUUGACAUCACGGAGAAGCAGCUGAGUACCAUGUGCGAUCAUGUUGAACACGAGGUCAUGAACAUGCAGAUAAAUGAGGCGCGUGCCUCUGUCCGCAAGACCGGGUCAUGGAAGGCGACGCAGGACAACGUGCUGGGGAUCGAGCUAGAGCACGAUAGCAGGUCCCUAGGAAGCAUCAUGAGAAGAUUGCAGGACAUCAAGGCGAAGGGCGCGCACGUCGAAACAGCAGAGUUUCAUACACUCGUAAAUUAUCUGCGCGAUGAACCCAUCGAGGGUCACUGGGUGAAGCCACGCUGGCUCUGUGACGAGAUCUCCAUUGUCUGGGGAUGUGCUGCUAGUAAGCGCUACGACAUCGAGAAUUCGUUACAUGAAGACCGUACUUGCGCCGGCUUCUACAUGGAGGAUGGCGCGCGGACGGGGUCGGUACGAUUCUGCAAGCAAUGGUCACCGAAGACGAUCGGGGCCGUGAGGUUCGAGUUCGCCAAGACAUUUGCGUCUGAGCCGGGAAGUCCGGAGAGCCGCGCGCUUUCUGUGCACAGCGAUGGCUUUACAGCAGCAAUGAGGAAACGCAUCAGGGCAGCGCGCAAACUACCGGAUAUGACCCCGGGAUCAGCCAUUUCUCAACUACGUGCGAAGCAUCACAUCGCGUACGCGAUUGCGAAAGAGUUGAAGGGAACGCUGACGCCUCAGAAUGGGGAGCUUCUGCCGAACGUUGUGAUGGAAAAGAGCAAAGACUGGCAGCGCGGUGGUCGUCUCGAGGAGGAUCUACUGUCGAGUAGGUUCAUCAUAGACGUCAAAUACGAGGAUGACUAUAAUGUGAUCAUCAAGUGCAGAUGGGCGCCUGGAGGGCAUCUGCAGGAGAAGCCUGUCGAGCGCGCGGAGAAUGCGUCGCCGACUUUAGCCCCGCUCGAGCUUCGUAUCAUGAGCUUGCUAUCUGGAGCUUUCUCCCGUUGCUUCGUGGAUUUCUUCGACGUGCCUAGAGCUUUCAAUAUAAGCGAACCGUACAAGGAGGAGGAGAUGCCUAGAAUGAAGUUCCCGAACUGUGGAGAAGGCGAAUUUGGGGAGAGCUUCAGUUUGGCACUUGAGAUUCUCAACGGCGUAGAGAAGACGAACUUCUCGAAGGAUGACAGGCUCGGGAUUCGCGUGCCGCAGUACGGACUUUUGGACGCAUCCUACGCAUUCUACGCCAAGAGCAGGGGUGAGCUAACAAAGGACAACUGCCCUCCCUGCUCUCUUUCUCCGACUGUCUACAGAGUUCUCGAUCAGCAAGGCGCGGCUAUCGCCUAUCUCGGGUCACACGUGGAUGACUUCAUCGUAAUCGGGGACGCAUCUAAGAGCGGCAUCCGGGAGAGUAUCCGUGCGCGCAUGUGUCGUGCCUUUCGUUCGCUCAAGCAGGACAACUUUGUUGCGGUUGGCGAAGAUUGGCAAGCCUUCACCGGAAAGAUGGUGAGACUGACUACGGAUGAAGAUGGCCGGCAGGCACUAGACAUCAGCUUGCAUGAGAAGAUACGAGAGGUGAACGAAUGGAAGACAGAUGAAGAAACGGCUGGAGGCACGACAUCCGAUGACAAGCGACUGCUGACGAAAACCGAAGUCACCAGGUUGAAAGGCACACGCGGCUCCACAGGGUGGAUAGCAGAGUGGGCGUGCGACUUCUUGUAUGAGCAGCGCACCCUGAGCAGCGGCAACGACGAAGACCGGAAUGUCGAGAACGCCAGGAGGAUCAAUCAUCUAGUACAAGAAAUGAAGAAGUUUCAAGAUCAAGUCUACAUUCGCCUGUGGCUGGGUAUUCGGGACCCAAUCAUCCUACAAUUCUCCGACGGCAGCUUCCAGAGCCGACCAAUCAAGAUAGAGAAGGAGGAUGGUACGAGGAUCAACAAAGGAAUGGCAGAAUUCCUCGCAGCCGACAGCGCCGAACUGGCACAAGCAAGGGAAGAUGGCAUGAGACCCAUGGUGUCAUGUGUCGUGCUUGUCUGCGAUCGAACAGAUUUGCGACGCGCAAUAGAUCGACAAGAAUCUCUUCGCACGAGUAUGCUCGACUGGUUCGUGGAAGUUGUGAACAGUGCAGCUACUGGAUCGUAUGGCGCCGAAGCUCUGGGCUAUGACAAGGCCGGGCAAAGGACCGAACGAGUGAAGCUGAAAAUAGCAGACAUGGGAAUAGUGGUCUCCGGAGGACUGAUAACAGAAGAGAUAACCAGGAAAGCAGAUGCUAUGCCGCAGCGUGACUCUGUGGAUAACUCUGGAUUGAUCGCGCGCCUCCUCACACGAUCAGCGAGUCUUGAAACUGACUCGGCGGCAUUUAAGGCUGUCGUGCGCAGCCGACAACUACUACAACGCACUGGCAAGAGUCUCAUCCACACAUCGGACCCAUCCAACAUGGCGGACACUCUCACAAAGUACUUUGCAGGAUGCAACCAAAAGCGAGCGAAGUUUCGCCGACUGAUGGGUGGCUACUUUGACUGGGUUACGGGACCAGGGGAUAAGAGGGGAGAAGGCAUCGGAGUCCUGCGCGAGUUGAAGAAGCGAGAUGUAAUCUGGGUCGGACAGGGAAGUGAAGGACGAGUAGUUGAGACGCAGCUGCUAGAAGUAUUUUUGUCGCUUUAUAUAUAAACGGGUGCUAUUUGUUGCGAUCUAGAGUUAAUUAACUUUUCCUACCCACAACUAGAGCACCAAACUUUUUUUUGUUUCCUAUCCACUUCGAGUAGAUAGAGAGGGACCUGAUGGCAACUACCCUUUUAUUUGUUUAGAUACUAACGGAUGUUUUGACAGCAAUGAUAGACUAAUCGUGUGUUAUUUGUAGUAUUUACUAUGAGACAACAUCUAAUUAUUGCUCAUCUCUCGUCGUCUUAAGACCGGGGGAUUGUAAAUUUCUCUUCUUCGGUUCAAGCGUAAUUUAGGUAAAUAGAAUGUUGGCGACGAGAGAUGUGUUCCACCAAUUCGUUGCGACGGGUUUACCUUUCGUUCAAGUAAACAGGGAACGACUCACUGGGUCACACGAGUGACGAGAUGAAUGCGAAUGCAAAUCGACUCGUUGAUGUUCUCCCAUCGCCUCGUCGAUGGUUUUCUAACAGCUACAACUCAAUCUUGACAAAUCCUCACGUGCAAGACUUUCUUCUCAGUUCGCGGUAGCUGGAGCUCCGCAAGACAAGUUUCUGUGUAAUAAAGUUCGUAUGCAGCUGAGACCUCACUCAGCUGAUAACUCGAUUGAACAACGACAACAUCGGUGUUCUCAGUUGCCUCAGAUCAUAACUAAAUGAGUCCACAAUCUCAAGCAGGAAGCUGAGAAUUUCGCUAUGAAUAUGAAUCAACGCACAGUCCGUUCGAAGCGGAGGUAGCCCACGCGUAGACCUGCUAACAGCGAAGCCCGAAGCGAUAAGAGAUGAGCACCCGGCAGUUCUUCGAGCAGCACAAAGUUAUCAGAAAAUGGGCGGAAAGUGUUAUAAACCGACGAAGGCAUUCCUCCCAAUGGCAGCGCAGAGGUAUCUACCUUCUAAUGUAUGAGGAGGUCGUGUAAAAAAUAAAAAGCAACAUUUCCUAUCAAUCAUCACAAUGCCCAUCAGCAACAUUGGAUGAAUCGACUACACCUAAUACUCAAGUGAAACAAUAGUAGCACAACCACAAUCAUAACGCUAACAUCAACAGGCCUGUCGCGUUGGAUGCGUCGGACGAUAGUAAUGUAUGCUUGAGCUUCGAUGUCGGACGAAAGGAGUACAUUGGUGUCGCGGAUGCUCUAGCAGGGGCAACAGAGGACUUGAUCCAGCAUAUGAAGAAUGAUCUCACACUAGACGAGCUACUUCAUGUGUCUGAAAACGCUUUGCGCAGUAAAGCCAGGAGGAAGAUGACCAUCGACGGCAUCAGGCCGACGGUAUUUUUUUUGACUGAACGAAAAAUAUAAGCUCAUCUCGCAUGAUAAUGAUUUUUUCGAAUCUGGUGGAGUUCCACUAAGUACUUGGUUCUGAACUUUUUUUUUAAGCAGCGGGAACAAGAAGAUGAAGACGACGCAACUUUGAGGCUCGUCUGCAAGACUCAUCAUCAUAAUGGACGAAUCAAUCUUCAUAUACAUCACCAGGUGACGAACCGAAUCUUAUCCGAAAUGCCACGUCUUUUCGAAAAACCGAGUGACGCGAAAACGCGCAAGCUUUUCGAGCUGGAAGACCAGAUUCGCGCAGCGGCAGAGGCGGAACAGCGCGAAAUAACCCGAAGAUUGUAAGAUGUCGAUUCCAUGCUUGAUCAUAACAACCUCAUCAAGCCUCUCAGACUGUACUAGAUUGUCCUCUUCUUCAACUUCACGCUCUUAGUUCAUAAUUGUUUUUCUCUUCUUGGUCUUCUUUUUCAUGAAUAUCAUCUACUUCAGAAUUUCUUUUAUCGUACAACAUCAGGCAACCUGUGGAGGAAGAGCCCGCGCGGCCGCCAAGCCAGGGGUCAAGCCGAGGUAGUCGUAGCGGAACAAGUAGAGGCGAGAAGCGACCAAAGAGUAGCGAAAAAAAGGAGAAGGCGGCAGAGCCUGAAGUGGCCAUUGUUGAGGGCGCACAUGAAGACCCGGCAAUGACGCAGGAGACGCUGCCGCAGGUGCAAACUGACGCUGCAGAAGAUGAGGCACCAGCUGCGAAUGAGGACCAGGGGUCAGGUACGCAGGGACCGCUAGAAAACGUCGACAUCGUUCCCGAAGAUGGCGCUUCUCCUGCCGGUGUAGAUGAUGAUGGAGACGAGGCUGGGGCAGAAACAGAACAAAAGGUGGCAUCCGCUAGUGGAAUUGCCGACCCGAGAGACUCACCCGCCCUUGAGGCAGACGCUGGUGAUACGGAACAUGCUAAACCUGAAGGUGAAGGGACUGGAGAGGGCGGCGAGGCAGCAGAGGAUAAGACUGACGCCCCUGAUCCUAGGUUGAGCGAAGCACCAGGCGCUGACGAUGGCCCUCCACCAGGAAAGGAUACUGGUGAAGUGCCUGCUGAGCCGCAACAGACGGGUGACGUGGAGGAACCAGAAGAAGCAGUUGCGCCAACAGUAGAACCGCAGCACGAGGUGAUGCCGCCUGGUGCGGACGAAGUGGCGACAGCAGUACUAACCGAGGUACCCACUGCGCCAGCAAGUCGGGGCACAGACGCAGUAGUACAGAGUCGUGGAACCGACGGAGGCAUUCCUCCUAGUACAACUGAUGCCGCGGCAAGUCCACGAGAGGAAGAGAAUGCAGCCUCUGAAGUAGCACCUGCACCUGCUCCUGUGGAAGAACAAGAGCAGGGCGCAGCUGGCCCAGGUACAACAGGCGCAGAAACUGUUGCCCCACUAUCAGGAGACGCCGCGGAUGCAGAUGCGGUGAAGGCAAAACCACUGGACAACGCAGCAGGUGUGGAGGGUGCUGCACCUGCCGAGGAUAAAACAGGAGAAGACACAUCCGCAAGUCAUGGAGUCGAACCAAUAGACGCUGCAGCAGUUACAAAUGACGCAGAGCCAGAAUCAGCACCUGCGGGAGAUGCGCCCGCGCCAGUGGAUCCUGGGACGACCGAGCUUGGCGACACGGAAAUGGAUGCAGACUAGAAAAAUGAAAUCCACAUCGUUGUCAAGAAAUGCACUCGCUGUAGAUCUAGAUCCAUCACUAGGACUUGAGCUAGAAAAAGAUGAUGAUGAUGUGAUGAGUGUCACUUCUAUAACAGAGUAGUUUAUAGCACGCAUGGUGCAUGGAGUAGCAUGGAGUGCAUGGAGCGCAGAGCUUUAAGGGGCGCAAGAAGCUCCCCCUUUAGCUCC
Molecule: messenger RNA, 19373 nt
Organism: Amoebophrya sp. A25
Lineage: Eukaryota; Dinophyceae; Syndiniales; Amoebophryaceae
Source: the annotation of a GenBank genome assembly